UGUAGAGGCAGAAUAUGCUGCUCUGUGCUUUCAAUCAGCCGGGGGCCGCCUACAAUGGAAAUGUGACAACAGGGGGAACUGAUCCCUGGCGAGCCGAUGUAGAAAAACCUAAGUACGAGGUGUCUCAAUUUCACAUCAGUGCGGAACUCCCACGUCACCUGAUGCGUAUUAUACCGAACACUUCGAUAAAAGUGCAACCCAAGAGGCAGCAGUAGAUGUGUGGGCUGUGGUGUGUCCAGCAUGAAGAGAGCGGGGCGGCCGGCCGUCUCUAAGGCUCCCGCCACCAGCCCUGCCGCCAAAGGCCCUGCUAAGUCUUCCAGCUCCACUCCUGCUGCUGCUGCUGCUGCUGCUCCUGCCACGGCUACUCUGGACAAGGCGAAGAGUCCUGAUGAUCUGUCGGCACCCAUGGCAGGGGGCGCUCCAGCAGCUAACGGCACCGUUGCCAAGGUGAAGAAGAGCAGCGGUGCUCUCCCGGCCGCAUCAGGGAGCAACGCCGAGAACAAGGCCAAAGCCCAACCCGGUUCUUCCCGACGGGCCUCCUCCUCCGCCUCCAAGGAGCCCGGCUCGACUUCGAGCCGGACUCACGGACCUCACGCAGCGCCCAGGGAGGGAAAGACGGCGGCGGGCCUUGAGGGCCGCAUGAGCAAGUCCAAGUCGGACGGUCAGCUGAGCGAGCGAUCGGCGCUGGAGACGCGCGUGAAGGACCUCCUGGGCGUGGCCCGGGGGAAGGACGUGGAGAUCCUGCAGCUGCGGAGUGAGCUGAAGGAGCUGCGUCUGCAGCUGGGCCUCCCCGAGGAGGAGGAGGAAGAGGAGGAGGAGCAGGAGGAGGAGACUACGCCGACGCCGCAGCAGCAGAGGGAGGCGCAGGCCGCCAUCAGCGCCGCUGACGUGGAGUCCACGCUGCUCCUCUUGCAAGAGCAGAACCGAGCCAUCCGGAGCGAGCUCAACCUGCUGAAGAGCGAGAACCGCAUGCUGAAGGACCGACUCAACGCCCUGGGGUUCUCCUUGGAGCAACGCCUGGACGGCGGAGGGGGCAGCAGGGUCCCCUCGGUCGACGCUCUCGGCUUCACGCUGGACGGCGCCGACAAGCUGUUCCACUACCCCUCCCUCAGCCCUGACCCCGCCUCCUCGGGCAGUGGCGGUGCCGGAUUGGCCUCUUCUGCGGAAGGCUCCGCCCCGGGCUCCAUGGAGGACCUGCUAACAGGCCAACAGCGAAGUGGCUCCGUGGACAACCUGGACAGCGAGUCCAGCGAGGUGUAUCAGGGGGUCACGUCCAGUGAUGAUGCCCUGGAUGCGCCAUCAGGCUCGUCGUCGUCCUCUGAGUCGGAGGGUGCCUCGGGGCCGGAACGCUCGCGGAAGGGCAGUAGUGGCGGCAGCGAGGUGUCCGUGGCCUGCCUGACGGAGCGCAUCCACCAGAUGGAAGAGAACCAGCACAGCACCUCCGAGGAGCUACAGGCCACCCUGCAGGAGCUCGCCGACCUGCAGCAGAUCACGCAGGAGCUCAACGGAGAGAAUGAGCGCCUCGGCGAGGAGAAGGUGCUGCUGAUGGACUCGUUGUGCCAGCAGAGUGAUAAGCUGGAGUCAUGCGGCCGUCAGAUUGAGUACCUGCGCUCCCUGCUGGACGAGCACUGCGUGGUGUACUCGGUGGACGAGGACAUCAAGAGCGGGCGCUACAUGGAGCUGGAGCAGCGGUACGUGGAGAACGCGGAGAACGCCCGCUUCGAGCGCGAGCAGCUGCUCGGCGUGCAGCAGCACCUCAGCAACACGCUCAAGAUGGCCGAACAGGACAACGCAGAGGCCCAGGGCGUUAUACAGGCCCUGAAGGAGCGUAACCACCACAUGGAGCGGGUGGUGGAGCAGGAGCGGGAGGGGCGUGUUGCCAUGGCGGCGGCGCUGGAGGAGUGUAAGGUGGCGGUGAGCGGCGAGCAGGCGGAGCUGAGCCGCUGCCGCACGCAGCUGGAGCAAGAGCGGCAGAAGGUGGCCGAGCUCUACUCCCUCCACAGCAACGGAGACCGCAGCCACAUCCACCAGCUGCUGGAGAACGCCCGCCUGGACAAGGAGCAGGCUCAGCGCCGAGCCGGCACGCUGCAAGACCAGCUCACACACACACGCACGGAAGUCAGCCGCCUGCAGGACACACUCAACAAGCUGGAUGGCGAGUACCGUGAGUUCCAGGGCCAGGUGCAGCAGGAGCUGUCGGAGCAGAAGCGGGCGCUGGAACUGCAGAGGGGCGUUCUGCAGGAGCGCGACGCCCAGAUCAGCGACAUGAAGGACACCAUCUUUGAGUUGGAGGACGAGGUGGAGCAGCACCGCGCCGUCAAGCUCCACGACAACCUCAUUAUUUCCGAGCUCGAGAACUCUGUAAAGAAGCUGCAGGACCAGAAGCACCUCAUGGAGCGAGAGAUUAAGAUCCUUCACCGUCGCCUGAGAGAGGAGUCUGCUGAGUGGCGGCAGUUCCAGGCAGACCUGCAGACUGCGGUGGUCAUCGCUAAUGACAUCAAGUCGGAGGCGCAGGAAGAGAUCGGGGAUCUACGCCGCCGCCUGCAGGAGGCACUGGAGAAGAACGACAAACUCGGCAAAGAGCUUGAGGAGGUCAAAAACCGCAAGCAUGAGGAGGAGCGUGGGCGUGUGUAUAACUACAUGAAUGCGGUGGAGAGGGAUCUGGCCGCGCUGAGGCAGGGGAUGGGCCUGAGCCGCCGCUCGUCCACCUCCUCAGAGCCCUCCCCCACCGUCAAAACACUCAUCAAGAGCUUUGACAGCGCCUCGCAAGGUCCCGGCCCCAACUCUGCUGCCGCUGCUGCUGCUGCUGUUGCCGUGGCUGCAGCAAGUACCGUUCCCACGCCAACGACCAACACACUGCCCCGCACUCCACUCAGCUCCAGUCCCAUGAAAACACCACCUGCAGCCGCCGUCUCGCCCAUACAGAGACACUCCAUGGGAAAUUCUGUAGCUGCAGCCAAGCCUCUCUCCUCCCUCUCCGACAAGAGACCCAGCUACACGGACAUCACCAUGCCCACUGAUCAUCUGUUGCGGGCAGCAUCCAGUGGUCGUCCAGCCCCGGUUCUUCAGAGAGUCUCAAACUUGGACUCAUCCAAAGCCAUCUCAGUCUCUCGUAGGAGCAGUGAAGAGGUUUCAACUCCUGAGGGAAGCUCUGGCUCUUCCCUGAUGGCUGCCACUCCUCUCAGCCUCAGCUCACCCUCACCCACAGCACGCAGCAGACUCCGAGAGGAGCGGAAGGACCCAUUAUCUGCCCUGGCUCGAGAGUACGGGGGUUCCAAGAGAAAUGCUCUGUUGCGAUGGUGUCAGAAGAAGACAGAGGGAUACCAGAACAUUGACAUCACUAACUUCAGCAGCAGCUGGAACGAUGGCUUGGCUUUCUGCGCUGUCCUCCACACCUACCUGCCUGCACACAUCCCCUACCAUGAGCUCAACAGCCAGGACAAGAGACGGAACCUCACCUUAGCCUUCCAGGCAGCAGAGAGUGUGGGCAUCAAGUCCACUCUGGAUAUUAAUGAGAUGGUUCACACGGAGCGACCGGACUGGCAGAGUGUUAUGACCUACGUCACAGCCAUCUACAAAUACUUUGAGACAUAAGCUUACCUUCCUCCUUCACGUCUCCAUAGAAACUACAGUCCGCUGUCUGUCCAUGUCCGCUGACCUCGCUGAACCAAAUAGACACAACAUGUACCAGUUCCCAGGUUUACCUCUGCAGUCCCCUGCACAGCACCAACACAGUGUUACCCCUACACAUCAGAUCUGAAGAACCCCAACAGACCAUCUUCUAAGAACCCCAAGAGACCCAUCUCUCUAGAACCCCAACAGACCAUCUCCGAAGAACCCCAACAGACCAUCUCUCUAAGAACCCCAACAGACCCAUCUCUCUAGAACCCCAACAGACCAUCUCUCUAGAACCCCAACAGACCAUCUCUCUUGAACCCCACCACCUUAUCACAUCAACAGAUCAACUAUCCAGAACCUCAACACCUCAUUACCCCAAAAUAGCAACUCCAGCUUCAACUCCCCUGCAUCUCUUGAACUCCUGAGUUCCUCAGUGUAACCCCCAACAAACACACUGGAAGCUCCUGCACAGGGGCCCUAAACCCGACCCAUUCAGCUACACAGGGGCCCUAACCCAUUCAGCUACAUAGGGGCCCUAACCCAUUCAGCUACAUAGGGGCCCUAAACCCGACCCAUUCAGCUACACAGGGGCCCUAACCCAUUCAGCUACACAGGGGCCCUAACCCAUUCAGCUACUUAGGGGCCCUAACCCAUUCAGCUACAUAGGGGCCUUAACCCAAACCCAUUCAGCUACAUAGGGGCCCUAACCCAUUCAGCUACAUAGGAGCCUUAACCCAAACCCAUUCAGCUACACAGGGGCCCUAACCCAUUCAGCUACAUAGGGGCCCUAACCCAUUCAGCUACAUAGGAGCCUUAACCCAAACCCAUUCAGCUACAUAGGGCCCUAACCCAUUCAGCUACAUAGGGGCCUUAACCCAAACCCAUUCAGCUACAUAGGGGCCCUAACCCAUUCAGCUACAUGGGGGCCUUAACCCAAACCCAUAACCUGAGUUGUGUUGAACCGCGCAGUUCAGCCCUGCACUCGAACCCGCAAACAGCAGCACCUCGGAUCGGGAGUCGAGUGUGCUUGCAAUCGAGCUAAAAGCCCAGGCUGCUAGCUCUCUUACUAGCAUGUCUCUUAAGGCGUCGGGAUGGAGGUUUACACAGCGUACAUACUGCACAGCUACGUACCAGCUGGCUCGAGUGCAGGGCUGAGCCGCGCUGUUGAACACAAGGCAGGUUACAUUGAUGCCGUGACCAGGGGGGCCCUCACCUUAACCCAUUCCGCUGCAUGGAAGCCCUAACUCAAACCCAUUCAGCUGCAGAUCAGGUCCUUCAAUGUGGAAGGCCUGGGACUUCUGAGACGUUACUGUGAAGUUGCCAGUAUGACUUUAACCCUAAGCUAAGCUCUAAGCUCCAUGGUGGAUGCGGCAGUCAGCUCUGCCGCGACUGCGGAGGGAAGUUGGCCGACGUGGAAUAGAACACCGGGCCCAUCUGAAGGGGAUCUCGCGUUCACCUGUGGCCGUCACAGGAGCGUGAAGAACACCUGCGUACAGCUCAGUCUGCAUAUGCAGCACAAUACAAAGCUCUGCUUUCAUCAGGACACAGCACUGCACUAUAUGGAACUCUAAAAGGCUUCCUGUGCACAGGAGCAUCAUUUAGUGGAUUUGUACUCGUUUGUAUUUUGAGCACAAACUGGAGCUGGCUUAUUUUGAAGGAGAGAGACUGACUUUAGCCUGUUAAGCCUUUGACUACAUUCCAGUGCCUAUCAUGCACACCUUCAAUGAACAGUAACACUAAUGAAUGAAAUAGUGAAGUGCAUAUUUAAGGUGCCUUGGGUAACACUGAUGUGCUCAUUUUAAACCUGUUGAGGAGUGAAUUAUUUUCCUGGUUCCUUCUAGAAUUCUACGCAAAGAUCUACAGUUUCAGUGUUCUUUAGACAGUUUAUGGGGGAAAUCUCUGGGUAAUUGUCGCAUCAGAAUGCGGAACUCUCGGUUCGCGAACAUUCUAAUCACAUAUUUGUGACCGUACUCCUCAACAGGUUAAAGGUGCCUCAGAUCACACUCUGAUACUCAUUCUCGUAGUGUUAAGGUAAAAUGAGUAUCUGUCCACUCAGUAUUCAGUAGAUCCAUCACAGACUAUGAGCCUGUUAUGCAUGAAGGAGGGACAUUUACCCAGCGUAACUUACACAACAUCCUAAGCACUCUAAUGCCGCAUUCCAGUUGUCUUGUAACACGAGUAGUGAUUCGGAAUGUCACAUCCGUGUAAAAACCGAGGCUGGUUGCGUUCCAGAUGUCAACAAAGUCGUGAGAAUAAAAUGCUAUCGUUUAGCAAUGGUCUGGUGUUAGCAGUUGUUACCAGAUAUAGCACACAUUUACACAAACGAACAUCAUAGCAACAGAUAGAGAUUGGACACUAUUGUUUCUAUGACUGAUUAAAUGAGACAAAAACAGAACUGCUAAUAAACAGUGCAUAUCUACGUUCUCAUUAAUGGGCGCAGCCAUUUUGGAAUUUCAAAUUUUGGUACUCUGGGCUCGAAAGAGCCAGCGAGUCGGGAUGCAACUUCAGGGGAUGUUCAAUUUGCAACUUUCGUUUAAUAACUCGGGAAACAACUCUGACCGACUGAACAACUCUGCAGACAAAUGGAAUGAGGCAUAAGGCCAAUCGCCCAGCAUACAGUGAUGCAAGAAAGUUUUAUCUUUGGGAUUCCUGGAAAUCUGCAUAAAUUUGACGUAAAUUUUGUACAUUGUACAUUACAUUAGAAUAGUUUUGUUAGCAGUAGAAUAAUUAUUCACAAAAAAUGUUGACCAAAAAGUAACCAAUAAGUCAACAGUAAAUGCCCUUGGUGGGAAAGGGUGUGUAAACAACUUGAACAAUCGCACAAUUUGUUGAUCAAUGUCACACCAGUUAGGACUAGGAGGAAUUUUGGCAUUUUCCUCUGCACACAAGAAUUCCAGCUAGCCUCAGCUAUGUCAAAAAUAACACAUUUUUGUGAAUACAAAUUCAUUUUGGCUUCUUCCAGUAAUUUGGAUGAUUUAAAUGAAGACCUGAAUACAUUAGGUCAUAUUUAUGGAGUUUUUCAGAAAUGUCAGGUCCAUAAACUUUUUUUAUGAACUGUAUUUAACACUGUUACGCAUGCCACACUCUAAGCAUCCUUUUAGCCAGGCACCAAGUAUAGCUAACUAUUAGCCAGGCACCCAGUAUAGCUAACUUUUUUAACCAGGCACCCAGUAUAGCUAACUCUACAGCUUGUGCAGUACCCUAAUCAUCCUAAGAGUCAGUGUAAAACAAUUGUAAAACAAUCAUGUACACUUCUGCCUGCACACCUCUUCUCUCUGAAAGGCAUUCCACCAUGUGUUAUUUCACCUUUGCUUUCUGAACCUCUUGACUCGCAUCUUGAUUAAGGUUUCAGGAAUAAUUCCUUCAUGUUUUUGUAUAGGACACUCCUUUUCCAUGACUGGUCACUAAAAAGCAGGCCUUUUUAGUUAGCUGAGAUAAAAGUCAGGUUUCAUUUCCUCAUUUCUUUGUGUGAAUUUCAUGAGAAUAUUCCUGUGGGGCCAUGUUGGCUAGGCCAACUUGCCAGGUUGUCCGUGUGUGGACAGUUUAAAUCAGUGAGAGACAUGCUAUUUGCAUUUUUGCUCUUGUGUACUUGUGCCUUAAUGCUUCACCCCUGAGACAUUCUUGUGACCUUGACCUUGUGACCUCAUGACCUCUGUGUAUUCAUGUGUGUUUGAGCAUGGUGCCCAACAAUGUUUUAUGACCACAGUCACACUUUUUCAUUAAAUAUCAGUUUCCUUCAGACGCCAUGGAGGUGUAUGCGUGUAUGUUAAAGACCAUCACUGGCUUCUAGCUGCCCCUGAUCAUCUGAGCAUGCCCCGUAGACUAAAGAAUAGCUCGUUAUCUAGACCUGAAGCUAGGUUGGGCAUUUGUCUAAAUGAGGUAGUCUCUGUCUCAGCUCUGAUUCUCUCCGGCACCCAAACAAAGCUGCCGUUGUUCUGGAAGUGUGCAGUGUGGAAGCCAGUUGUGUUCUGAAUGACAUACUGCUGUCCUGUGGCUGGCUGGAGUUGUCACUUCUUAAAUGCUAUGUGUCAACACAUGCCAAGUUGAUAAUUCAUUCUGCUCAGUGAAGGUGCCAUCAUCGUUAUUUACAUGCUGUGAAAGGAAGAGCUAUGCCAGUUACUCAAGUUAAUACUCACACUUUACGUACUUCAUCCUCAUUACAUGACCAUUGCUGAAAUACAAAAUCUUCCUGCUUGCGUUGCAUUUUACCAGGCUAAGGUUACUAUCCUUAAUGGUAAUGGAAGUCACUUAUACUUAACAUUACCUUACAUUUCACAUACUCUUAAACUGCAUAGUGAGGCUGAGUAGUCGGAUGUGAGGUGAACAGUGUCACAGUCUGUCAAAACAUUUAACAGAAUGCAGAUUUUGUUGUCUCAUUUAACUUUACCUGAUAGCAAAGACAGCCUGCCAAAAAUAAAUGCAAAAACAAUCGAGCAAUUAUGCACCAAAUUCGUACAAGAUCUAUUGCAGGGGUCGCCAACCUUUUUUCCUCCGAGAGCUACUUUGACAAAAUGGACAUGGCCGAGAGCUUUUUUUCCUCUGAGAGCUACUUUGAGGAAAUGGACAUGGCCGAGGGUCUUAUAGUGUUAUAGUAGCAUGCUAUGUAUUCACAUAGCUGAUCUCCACCCAAAACCGCUGAAUAAGAUUUAUAUGCUUUUUAAAGGUUCCUUUCAACUCAUUUACCUUCUCUCUUUGUAUACUGUGAAUUUGAUUUCAUAGGAAUUUUAAGGAAUUUUUAAUGUUUCCCAAGGGUUAUCAGAUUUAUGAACAUCUUCCUCAAACUUUUUGGAGAGCUACUUAAAAACAGGUGGGGAGCUACCUGUUGGAGACCCCUGACCUAUUGUUUGGUAAGCAUGAAGGAAGUAUGUAUCCUUCAACCUCAUAUCUUAUGAAUGGAGUUAUGGAGCUUUGGCUGUUAUCAACUGUUGCUGGACUCGUGCAUGGUGAAUGUGCUUCUGAAUGUGUGUACUGCAGCUCAUAAACAAAUGUUACCAUGUAUGCUCAAGACACACAGAUGCCAUUCUCUUUCAGGCCACCCAGAGGUACUGUAGUUGCUCUCUCAUAAAUAUGUUAGACAACAUCAACUAAGACCCCUUUUCCUUAAUGUUUGAUUACUUUGACAGUGACCAGACUUUGACCUGAGUUGUGGACACAAUGCUUUCACUCUCAUCGCUUGGAUGCAUGGCCAUUGGGCUUCCAGCCACACAGAAAUAAUUGAUGCUUUCCUUUAAGCCUUCAUCCUCAUGGCCUUCUGCUUCAGGAAAAAGAACAGACUCCUCUUUUACAUAUGAUGUGUUUUGUUUGUUUUUAUAAUUAAAUCUAUUUUGAAGAAUAGAUCAAAUGUCCCUUGCUGAUGAUCAAGAGGGCAAAAGUAUUGUUGACUAUCAAGGUCACUUGGAGCCACCCCUGACAGUUUAUUGAUGGAGUGUAUUAUGUCUAUAUUUAUAUUGGUUAGCAAUAUUAAAAAA
This is a messenger RNA of Alosa alosa (allis shad), 9086 nucleotides long. It is a transcript of the gene specc1la, whose product is annotated as sperm antigen with calponin homology and coiled-coil domains 1-like a. The transcript has 20 exons. Gene Ontology annotation, biological process: actin cytoskeleton organization. The coding region runs from base 241 to 3594 and encodes 1117 amino acids. The record is from RefSeq and is a predicted model, not a curated record. Gene Ontology annotation, cellular component: filamentous actin; microtubule organizing center. NCBI's taxonomy places the organism in Eukaryota, Metazoa, Chordata, Actinopteri, Clupeiformes, Clupeidae. Gene Ontology annotation, molecular function: protein binding.